This is a messenger RNA of Penicillium oxalicum, 258 nucleotides long. RefSeq lists its product as uncharacterized. The coding region runs from base 1 to 258 and encodes 85 amino acids. Lineage: Eukaryota; Fungi; Ascomycota; Eurotiomycetes; Eurotiales; Aspergillaceae. The transcript has a single exon. The record is from RefSeq and is a predicted model, not a curated record.
AUGUGCCAUGACCCGCGGGCCGAGGGCCCAGUUCUAUCCCAUCCACUGCUGGAAGACACAGUGCUUGAGCCCUCUACCUUUACCUUCUCGGACUCAUCAUCUGGUGCGAGCUCUCUGGAUGUCGAUAUCAUCGGCAUUCGCAAAGUGAUCGCCACCAAGAUUCGAAGGGCAGCAGCUCGGGGUGUUGAUAAAUGCCGCAAGAUCCGACGGAAGCUGAGUCGAGAAUCUGGUCUCGUCUCAUUCCAUGAGGACGCUUAA